Molecule: messenger RNA, 1080 nt
Organism: Blastocystis hominis
Lineage: Eukaryota; Bigyra; Opalinata; Blastocystidae
Exons: 9
Coding region: 1-1080 (359 amino acids)
Biological process (GO): peptidyl-arginine methylation
Cellular component (GO): nucleus
Molecular function (GO): protein-arginine N-methyltransferase activity
Source: RefSeq, a predicted model, not a curated record
AUGUUGUUGAUUUGUCCUGGAUCCUUGCUUUUGGAAUUCCACAAAAUCGGGAAAUUUUGUUUUCCUAAAUUAAAAUUGACGAGUAUAGAUCCUCUUCUUGGAAGUGUCUUAUUUCCUAGCAAAGACUAUUACUUCGAUUCAUAUGCGCACUUUAGUAUUCAUGAAGAAAUGCUGAAGGACAAGGUUCGAACAUUAACGUAUCGAAAUGCAAUUAUGAACAACAAGCAUUUGUUUAAAGAUAAGAUAGUGCUGGAAGUAGGCGCAGGAACCGGAAUUAUGUGUAUGUUUGCUGCAAAAGCCGGAGCAAAGCAUGUUUAUGGAAUCGAAUACAGUGCUAUCUCCAGACAAGCCAAGGAAAUUGUGAAGGAGAAUGGUUUACAAAACAUCAUUACAAUCAUCGAAGGAAAAGUCGAAGAAGUCGAGCUCCCCGUGGAGAAGGUGGACAUCAUCAUCUCCGAGUGGAUGGGAUAUUUCUUAUUCUACGAGAGCAUGCUGGAAACGGUUAUUUUCGCUCGAGACAAGUGGCUUAAGGAAGGCGGUUUGAUUUUCCCGGACCAUGCGAAAUUGAUGCUUCUGGGCAUAGAAGACGAAUCUUACCAUCAUGAGAUGAUCGAUUUUUGGGACGACGUCUACGGCUUUAAAAUGAACACGAUCAAACAAAUCGCUUUGUUCGAGCCCCUGGUGGACAUCGUUCCGGAUACGCAGCCCAUCACCGAUUCGUGCUGCAUUUUCGAUUUGGAUAUCAACACGGUGAAGAAGGAGGACUUGGACUUCACGUCUCCGUUCGUGCUGAACGUGAAGUACUCGGAGUACAUGCACGCUUUUGUGGGGUAUUUCGAUAUCAUUUUCCCGGGCGGCGUUCAGUUCAGCACGUCUCCGUUUAGCAAGGAGACGCAUUGGAAGCAGACGGUGUUCUAUUUCAAGGAGAAGAUGUGGUGCUGCGACGGAGAUGUGGUCAAGGGAACGCUGAACUGCAGGCGCGUGAAGGAAAACCCGCGCGAUUUGGAUAUUGCGAUCGAGUGGGAGCUGCAUCAGAAGGGAAAUGUGAUCAAGGAGAAUCAGAAAUAUCGAAUUCGAUGA